Mobula hypostoma (lesser devil ray) is the source of this 2880-nucleotide messenger RNA. RefSeq names its product myb/SANT-like DNA-binding domain-containing protein 2. NCBI's taxonomy places the organism in Eukaryota, Metazoa, Chordata, Chondrichthyes, Myliobatiformes, Myliobatidae. The transcript is spliced from 2 exons. The coding region runs from base 1 to 876 and encodes 291 amino acids. The record is from RefSeq and is a predicted model, not a curated record.
AUGAUGUCAGAAGUGAGGUCGGAGCGCGGUGCCCUGUGGUCGGACGCGGAGACCCUGGCGCUGAUCGCCGUCUGGAGCGAGGAGAAUGUACAGACGGCGCUGGACGAGCAGCUCAGGAACAGCCAUGUUUUUAAGUUCAUCUCGUCGCAGUUGCUGGACCAGGGUUACAUCCGCACCCCGGAGCAGUGCCGCAUCCGCAUCAAGGGGCUGAAGAGGAAGUACACGCUGGCCAAGGACAGCAUCAGGCGGGGCUGCAGCGCCAGUGGCAGGAAGAUUUGCCGCUUCUACGAACAGCUGGACGCGGUGCUCGGCACCCGGGUUGGCAAUGAACGACCCGUAGUCAUUGACGCGAUCGCGACACCCGGCGAGUCGCAGGAUAUUAAAGAGGAGCAAAACAGUCCGCAUUCUGAUAUAAGUCAAAGAGUGGAAUGCCACAAUGGCCAUUGUUCCUCGGAGGAGCCCGAUCAUUCGAUGGGAGAGACCAGUAACCGGCAAUUUGAGCCUCAGCCCUCUACCAGCGCUUUCUGUACUCCCCGUGUUCGGCGUAUGCAUUCAUCUCUACCAUUUGCACCUCAGCCGAAGAAAGCCAAGAAGCAUUCACUGGAGGACAUAAUGGAUGGGAUGAUGGAGAAGUUCAUUCGCUACAGUGAAGCUGCAGAUGAAAAAUUUCUCCGUUACAUGGAGGCAUCAGAGGAACGCUUUGCUCGUCUUGAGCAGCUCCGCAUGGAAAUGGAGGAGAGGAUGAGGCAAAGUGAUAGAGAGCAUGAAGCUCGCGUUCUAUUCAUGCUAGGACAGAUGAUGGGCCAUAAUAUAGCGGACUUUCCUUCCACAUCUACAGCUACUGAAAGUGAAAUAACUGAAAGGAAAGUAUUUUAGGCUACCCUUCAAUGUUUUUUUUUAAGCAAAGUUGUGUCUUUGUUACAUAUUCUUAUUUUGUAUACAGUAUGUUUUCCAAUGUGACUGAAUACAGGUUCACAACAAUAUUUUUUAAUUCUUCAGAGUUUGCAUGUUGAAUAACAAAUCCAUUUCUUUGGAAAAGUUAUUGAUAGCUCAACUUUGAACCAUUCUUUCAAGGGGUUUAAAUUCAGUGCAAGGAUUGAAUUCACAUUUCAACCAAUAUAACGUCAGGAGAAAAUAAUUCUAGCAGGCAGAGUCAUCACGUUUCAUGUUAAGGUUUGCAUAGGACUUAAAUAGGCACACUAUUUAGGUACUUUUAACUAUUGUUCUAAGUGAUGGCAAUACAGUGAACAUCAAAUUAACGCAAUGUGAUCUUUCAAACUAUAUGUAGAAGAAUAUUUUGCAUCAUCCACUAUCCUGUUCUCAUUUUGUUCCCUUUUAUUCCAAAGCACUAAUAGGUUUGCUGUUGCAUUACAGAUCUUUCAUUCAGUUGUUUUUGAGUAAUGAUUAUUUCACCACAUGUGCAGUUAGCAAUGCUUCAGUAAAUGGAAAUCCUACAGUGCUAUAUUAAAGGGCAGUACUCCAUAUUGAGAGAUAUAUUGUUCCUUGGCAGAACUUAGUCCUAAUAGCAUGAACUGCAAGUGAGUGUGUUUUUUUUCCUCAUUUAUUCAAAUAUUGUCUGAUUUGCUGACAUUCCAGUAAGGCUUAUACGGCUUUAAGGAGACCUUUCCCCUUCCCUUUUCUGUGCUGAGGCAGGUGCUCAACUACGGUGUUUACUAUUGUCAUCUCAAUGAAGAAGUCAAUCUUCUGUUCCCAACAGGACAAUAAGUAUUUGCUUCUAUUUCUUUAAAAAGUGAUUUUUAAAUUUUUAAACAUUGAAGUCAACUUUUUUAGGUGAUGUAGGAAAUUGAGUACUACUAACAUUGCGGUAUUUGCUUUUGGUGUGUAUUUGAUUUAUGAUGUAUUUAUUUCCACAUUGACCAUGAUGAAAUUAAAUCAAGCUAAUGUUGCUCUUGGCAAGGAGUUCAUAACUCCCAAGAAUUUUGGGUAAGGUAUUUAAACCAUUUACCCAAAUAAGUGAAUACAAUUGCUUGGAAUGCACACUGGACAUACAUGCAUUUCUUUUCAACAACUUUGUUCCUUGCUUUUGUUUUGAGUUUUACAGCUAAGCUGUUCUUUCCAAAUUAAGUUAUUCAUAAUUAGAAUCCUAUGAGCCUUUAAAUGUGAUUGGCAAAUGGUGACUUUGCAUACAGUUAUUGUAAAAUGGCUCAGUUAAUCUUCAGUUGUCAACAAAGGUGUUAGUUAAUUAUCUUUUAACUUGCAAUGAAUGUAACUAGAUAAAGAUGCUGAAAAAUGGUAAGUUAAUUGGUUAUUGGUGUUGGUUGAAAUGACAGUGUUUCUGCUUGCGUACUGAACCUUAGUUGUCAUUGUGUGCUUUCUCUUGGCAGACACAUAUUAAUGUUUAAUACUGGUAGGUACUAAAAAGCAUAUGUUAAUAGAAGUUCAAUUUAAAGUUGUGUGACAUCACUUUUUAGUUACUGAAUUUCAUAUUUGGUACUUUUAGUUGGUCUCCUUUUUAUAACUUGGAAGAACUGUUAAAUUACAGAAAAUGUAAACUGAAGAAAGAUCUGUUUAGCCAUAGAAAUGGAGGAUUAACUGUUUGCCACUGAAGAAUUUUAAUUUUUAGUGGAAACUUGCAGCUACUAUUGUGUCCACUUAAGAUAAAGAUUAAUGGAAGGGAUCUGGAGUAUGAAUUUUCACUGCUAGCCAGUUGUAAUUUGGGAGGGGGGUGUCUUUGAAUAGGUUGGGGUACAAAGUGCAUUUGUGUUUUAAACAACUAAAUUGGAUGAUUUAUCCAUGAAUUGUAAAUAGAUCUAUUUCCAAUGGGAAAAGAAUCCAUUCUCUUUCACCUUCAAGUAUUUUUAUAAUUUUAUAUUGUAGAAUUAACUGUUACUUAAGUAAAAUAAAAUAUUAAUAUUGAGA